AGCGCAUUGUGUUCAUUUCUCUCUCUCUCUCUCUCUCUCUCUCUCUCUCUCUCUCUCUCUCUCGCAUACAAACACAAGACAGCAACUUGUACAGUUUUCGAUCAGGAGUAACGGAGUACCGGAGCGCGGAUCUGGAGAACGCUGAUUUGUUGAUCUUCUCUCUGAGCCACACUGCAGGAGCAGCGGCGGCUGUUUCACACCUUCAGUAUCUGAGAUUUGAGCGCAGCCCAUCAGGCUGAAUCUCCAGGAGCUCAUCUCCACCACACACCCGAGCUCUGCUGAUCGGCUGAGCAGGUGAAGAGGAGCAGGGAGGAUGACUGAGUAUAAGCUGGUGGUUGUGGGAGCUGGAGGCGUCGGCAAGAGCGCUCUUACCAUCCAACUUAUCCAGAACCACUUUGUGGAUGAAUAUGAUCCUACCAUAGAGGAUUCGUACCGGAAACAGGUGGUGAUUGACGGUGAGACAUGUCUGUUGGACAUACUGGACACAGCAGGUCAGGAGGAGUACAGUGCCAUGAGGGACCAGUACAUGAGGACAGGAGAGGGCUUCCUCUGUGUCUUUGCUAUUAAUAACACCAAGUCAUUUGAGGAUAUUCAUCAGUACAGGGAACAAAUUAAACGGGUGAAGGACUCAGAUGACGUGCCAAUGGUGCUUGUGGGUAAUAAAUGUGACCUUCCAGCUCGCACAGUGGACACUCGGCAAGCACAUGAGCUCGCUCGCAGCUACGGCAUCCCCUACAUUGAAACCUCAGCCAAGACUAGACAAGGAGUGGAAGACGCCUUUUACACACUAGUACGGGAGAUCCGACAGCACAAGCUGAGGAAACUCAAUCCUCCAGACGAAAGUGGACAGGACUGCAUGAGCUGCCGCUGCGUGGUGUCAUGAUUUGUGCUGACUCUCCAAGUUAUUAAAUGGACUAAUGGCUCUAUGAGGCUGAAUAAACUACAGACUGUAAUUACAACUGGAAAUCAAAAUAAAAGCCAAGUAAAGCAUUGACUGCAAAAUGGACAUUUGAGGAAAUAUGUUGCCUUUUUGUGACUGUGGUGACCCCUCUGGCUGUCUACAUCUGCCUAAAAACCCAACUAAUGACUUGUAUUGUUUUUCCUAUUCAUUAACUUCGAAGUGCUAAUACUGGGCAGCUCCUUGGAUUUCAUCUAAUUUAUUAUAUGUCUGAACACUGGCUUUUACCUGAAAGUCAGGCCUCUUGUGAGUUAGGCAUGAAAACAACUGCUCUUCUCAUAUGGACUGGACACUAAUCACCUCAUCACAGACAUUGUGUUCUCCUUCAUUGCUGUCCAAAGGAAGCAUGUGAGUCUAUAAAUGAGGAAUCUGCCAACUGCAGAGAGAACACUCCAGCAUCUUGUACAGGAUUUACUCCUCUCUUGACAGUUAGCCAUAUUUGUUCUGCUUUAACAUGCUAUUGUUUUUAACAUGUAAUUAUUGUAAAAAAAAAAAAAAAAAAACAACGGGAAAAAAAGGGGUAUUUGUGGUGAUAACCAUGGGGACUGUAAUCUGCUGCGGCACUAGAUACUGUAUGUGAUGUUUUUUGUGUAUGUGAUUUAAAAAGAAAAAACUGUUAAUGGAAAUGCUGAACAGACUGACCACUUACUGGAUUCCAAUAAAAGAAUUUCAAGGACCCACAUGUUUGGUUAACAAGCUCACAGAUGCUUGGACUGUGAUCUAAUAAAAAAUAGUUGCUUUUAUUCCCUGAGACUCCAGAAUUAUAUUAUAUAUGAUGGGGUUUUUAUGUGACUUCAGGUACCUUAUACAAUGUCAGUGUAUGACAAAAAGGAAAAUCUUAAUGCAAAUUAGUUUAUUUUUAUUAAAAUGAAAAAACCUGGUAAAUGAUACAUUGGGAAAAGUCAUAUGAUAAUAAUGAUACAAUGUACUGAAUUGCUGUGGCUUGGCCAGAGAUUUGUACACAUGAAUCAUAAACAAGCUCAGAUACAUCAAAUGAAUUCACACACCCAACUGUAGGCAUGAAAGAAAUGGCAUGGCAUUCCAAACUGCAUAGCACUGUAGCAAAUAGUUGGUCUGAAAACAAAUGGUAUCAUUUAUAUUACAGCAAAUUAAACUAUGGGCAGAUUAUAUAGUUUUAAAAAACAACCCAUUUAUUUUGUAACAGAAAAUGGUGAAAUUACACAAUCUUACAUGGUCUACUUUUAAUACUGCUCCCAUUUUAGGCAUUGUGCUUUAAUGAUAAAAUCUUGUUUAACAAAUGUAAUUUCUAUUGUUUUGUGUAUUUUUGGUCUGUGUGAAAACAGAAAUAUUGCUGUGAAUCUGUAGUGGUCCUAUAUGAUGAAAUGAUUUGGUUUACUUUAAAUUCUAAGCAAAAAUGUUGACAGUAUUUAGAUAAUAAAUUUGCAGCUUGGUCAACAAUUAGAGUUUAUAAGCAGUGAUAACGCACAUACAUAGGUUGGCACAAUGAUGCAUAAAGAUAUAAGGAUGCCUAAUAGAUAAUGAGUAAUGUAACUACUUAAUAAAUAAAGUUACUUCUUUACUGCUGUUUGUAUAGUAACAAAAAAAUAAUAUAAAUCAGAGAUGCCCAAACGUAGGCCAAAUUUGGCCCAUGGUGACCUUUGAUUUGGGGAAAAAAGGAAAAAAAAGGGGGAAAUGGCAUUUAGGAAAACAUUUAAACAGUAGGUUCAGCUUCAUGUUUCUUAUAGAGGUCACUGAAUAACUGUAUUAAGUGCAAUAAAUUGGAUUGUUUCUCAUUGUACUAUACGUUUCACUGAACCUUCAUAAUAAAACUGUAUUAGUUAAGUAGA
Molecule: messenger RNA, 2766 nt
Organism: Silurus meridionalis
Lineage: Eukaryota; Metazoa; Chordata; Actinopteri; Siluriformes; Siluridae
Gene: hrasa
Product: HRas proto-oncogene, GTPase a
Exons: 6
Coding region: 314-883 (189 amino acids)
Biological process (GO): Ras protein signal transduction
Cellular component (GO): plasma membrane
Molecular function (GO): GTP binding; GTPase activity; GDP binding
Source: RefSeq, a predicted model, not a curated record